Molecule: messenger RNA, 1005 nt
Organism: Parastagonospora nodorum SN15
Lineage: Eukaryota; Fungi; Ascomycota; Dothideomycetes; Pleosporales; Phaeosphaeriaceae
Exons: 5
Coding region: 1-1005 (334 amino acids)
Source: RefSeq, a predicted model, not a curated record
AUGAGAUUGUACCAAAUCGCUGCUCUCGUCGCACCAGCGCAAGCUGCGCUCCGCUUCGGCUGCUCAACACUGAGCAUUCAGCGCCUCGACCCGCUCGUCGAGCCUGGAAAGCUGCCAUCUGCUCACGUCCAUCAGAUCGUGGGCGGCAAUGCGUUCAACGCAACCAUGAACAAGGAUCCGAGCACUCUGGCUACCUGCACGACUUGCACGUUCUCCGAGGACUUCAGCAACUACUGGACUGCUGCUAUGUUCUUCAAACACCAGAAUGGAUCGUACAAGCGCGUGCCUAUUAUGCAGAACGCUGCUCUUCCUAACGGGAUUAACGGAGGCAUGACCAUCUACUACACACAGCAAGACUUCAACUCCAACGGCAACCAGAAGAUCACUGCGUUCCCCAAGGGGUUCCGAAUGACAGUUGGAUCGCCCGUCACAGAUUCGCUCGAUGCUGCAAAGAAGCACAUCGGCCUACGUUUCGUCUGUCUGUCCGACAAGAACACGCGUUUCCCCGAGCUCCCCGACUUCCCGCCCAAAUCCUGCAAAGGAGGCAUCAUGACUGUGCAUCACUUCCCCAGCUGCUGGAACGGCAAAGACGUCGACUCGCCCAACCACCAAGACCACAUGUACAACACGCAAAACGAGGCCUUUACGAACGCCAAACCCUGUCCGGCUUCGCAUCCCGUCCGCAUGCCGCAAGUCGCGUAUGAGACGCUCUGGGAUACCACGCAGUUCAACAACAUGUGGCCGAAGGACGGCUCCAACCCCUUCUUCCUAUCGUACAACGACAACAAGGGAUACGGCACGCAUGCGGACUAUCUCUUUGGCUGGAAGGACGAUUCGUUGCAGAAGGCGAUGAAUGACAAGUGCAUGUUCCAGGCGUGCGAGAAUGGGAAGCCGCUGAAGAGUCAGGCGGUCAAUGCUAUGAACGCGUGCCAGGUGAAGAGUGCGGUGAAUGAGAAUAUCGAUGGAUGGCUGCAGCAGAUGCCCGGUCAGGGUAUGCCUAUGUAA